AUGUCCCUCCCUUCGUCUUCCACCCCUUCCACCCCUCCUCGUCCAAAGUCCAAUCCAAUCCCCGUCCCAUCCCCUCUCCGCCCAACGUCGCCGUCGCCGCUCUCUGGCCAUUCCUCGGGCAUACUUUCACCGCGACAAGCAUCACAGACUAUCACCUCUCCAUCCACUCCUCCACCCGGCCUUGACCGCUCCAAAACGAGGGCGAGGGAUCUUUUAAGAAAACACUAUGGUUUGGGUGUAGGUCCUCCUCCACCUUCUGGUAGACCCAUGGAUCCCAUGGAUUUAGACUCGCCGGCAUUUGAAGCCAAGGCAUACUACGAGCAACUAAUAACAACCUCGUCGUUAACGACCUUGCUGAAAAAAGAGAAUGAGCUACUGGCAGACAUGCGGCAAUUGGACAGCGAACGACAGUCCUUGGUUUACAACCAUCACCACGAGCUCAUCGCUGCUACGGACACCAUAUCGGCAAUGAAAACCAGAGCCGAAUCACUCGAUGCUGAUCUCGACUUACUGAAGGUCGCGUUCUCGGAGAUCUCACGGUUGAGUGCCGAGGUUGCGAUAGAACAACCAUCCAGCUCAGCCCACCAUCCACCUCCGGGCAGUCCACGAUUGCACGAUUAA
This is a messenger RNA of Heterobasidion irregulare TC 32-1, 621 nucleotides long. RefSeq lists its product as uncharacterized. Gene Ontology annotation, biological process: endocytic recycling; retrograde transport, endosome to Golgi; Golgi organization. Gene Ontology annotation, cellular component: GARP complex; EARP complex; membrane. NCBI's taxonomy places the organism in Eukaryota, Fungi, Basidiomycota, Agaricomycetes, Russulales, Bondarzewiaceae. The transcript is spliced from 4 exons. The record is from RefSeq and is a predicted model, not a curated record. Bases 1 to 621 code for a protein of 206 amino acids.